GUUUCUGUGGAAAUUGAUACAUAAACUUAGGAAUUGCGUGAAUGGUACUGCAAUAUUUGAUUAUUAGAACUCAAUGGGAUAACAUUUUAAAAUUUGCCAUGCCUGCUUCUUCAUUGUGUGACGCACACAAUAAUUGCGCCGAAAAGUGUUUUAAAUACAUAAAACAGGAUGACUGGGUUACAAGUGGAAAACUUGGUUCACGAGAAGCAGUAUUAGUUUUUCGAACUAAUAUACUUAAUCCAAAAACUAGAAAAACGCUUUUAGAAACAACACCCGAGCAAGUGAAACUUAAAAAUGUGGAGGCUACGUCCACUCAGAGCGGUGUGGUUCUUGAAAAGGCUAUGUCUUCAGCAAUUUGCAAAACAAAUGCAACUAUAGGACAAGCAUAUGUGUCAGUUGAAAAGUCACCAAAUAGCAAUGAUCUACGGAAUCCUGUUAAGAAAUUGCAUGGUUCAUUUUCCUCCUGUGAUACUUCUGUUUCAAGUGAUGGAGAUGAAACUGUGCAGUAUAACGAAAAGAAACCCAGAGUACAACAAAAAAAUCGAAAUGCUGCAAUUGUCGAAAUCGAAGUUAAUUUAAAUAAGGAAAGUGGCUAUAAUUCCAUUCCGGCUACUCAAUUCAAUACUGGCAGUAAUACUAGUGAGGAAGAUCAGGAAGCAUCUAGUGAGGAAGAUAAAGAAUGUGGAAUAAAUAUGCCUGCACAUCAGUUACAAAUAACGUAUAAAUUUAUACAGACUGAAACAAAAUUAUUAAGAAAAAUAUUUAAUGUUCAUGGCUUAACCGAAGUGCAGGGUGAAUCAAAUUUUAAUUUGUUAUGGACAGGAGUUCAUAUGAAACUAGACACCUUACGGAACUUAGCGCUAUAUCAACGAGUAAAUCAUUUUCCAAGGUCAUAUGAGCUAACCCGUAAAGACCGACUUUACAAAAACAUUGAGCGAAUGCAGCACUUGCGGGGAAUGAAACAUUUUGACAUUGUUCCCCAGUCUUUCAUUCUUCCGCUAGAGUCUCGAGAUUUAUUAUUUGCUCACAAUAAACACCGAGGGCCUUGGAUUGUUAAGCCGGCAGCUUCAAGCAGAGGACGAGGUAUUUUUAUUGUGAAUUCGCCAGACCAGAUUCCACAAGAUGAACAAGUUUUAGUAUCCAAAUAUAUCGUGGAUCCUCUUUGUAUUGAUGGCCAUAAGUGUGAUUUAAGAGUUUAUGUAUUAGUUACAUCGUUUGAUCCGCUUAUUAUAUAUCUAUAUGAAGAGGGUAUAGUCAGGUUGGCGACUGUAAGGUACGAUAGAAACGCCGAUAACUUAUGGAAUCCUUGUAUGCAUCUUUGUAACUAUAGCAUCAACAAAUAUCAUUCUGAUUAUAUAAGAUCAUCAGAUGCUCAAGAUGAGGAUGUAGGUCAUAAGUGGACCCUUUCAGCACUAUUAAGACAUCUUAAACUUCAAGGAUGCGACACUCAUUUACUAAUGCUAAACAUUGAAGACUUAAUAAUCAAGGCUGUUCUUGCCUGUGCUCAAACAAUCAUUUCCGCGUGUAGAAUGUUUGUACCUAAUGCAAAUAACUGCUUUGAACUUUAUGGCUUCGAUAUACUGAUUGAUAACACUCUUAAACCUUGGUUAUUAGAAGUGAACUUGUCCCCUUCAAUGGGUGUGGACAGUCCCUUGGACACUAAAGUAAAAGCCUGUCUAGUCACAGAUUUACUGACCUGUGUUGGUAUUCCAGCAUUCAGUCCAGAAAUGAGAUCACACUAUAAUAGUAAAUCGUCGCAAAUUCGGAGCUCGAGUUGUCACAGACAGGUAGAUACAACUGAAUCAGGCAUUGCAAUUCGAUCAACAAAAACAAAAAAGAAAACUUUUGGAUUGAUUCAAUUGACACAAGAAGAGCAGCGCAUAUUACGUAGUGCACGAUUGCAGUACUCCAGGCGUGGAGGUUUUGUUCGUAUUUUCCCAACAGACGACACAAUGCAGCGAUACGGACAUUUUUUAGAUUCUGCUAAUGGUAUUCCAAUAUCAACACCAAACGUUCAAGGUCAAACAUUCCAGACAUUAGUCACGCAACACAAUUACAAUCAAAUGCUGCAUUCAAAUUUAUACUGCCUUGGCUCGCGAAGCCUUAAAGAUGAUAAUUGUCAAGAAAACCGCAUAAGACAGUACGAACGAGCUUUGGAAACGGACUCCGAAAUUCCAUUUCUAAAGAAACAAAUUGUAGAAAAGUGUGAAGAAGAAGGACGAAGGCUUCGCAAACAGUUGCUUAAGAAAAUUGGGAGUGGUUCCACAUUGACACACUUUCAAGCAAGGCAAACGUUUAGCUUGUAUUUAGAAUCUGUUUUACGACGACUGACUCAAGAUCCAAAAGACAGUCAUGAAAAAAUAAUACUUAAGUUCUUAAAUAGGUAUGGUGGAGGGGUAAAACCUCCAGUUUUAUUUCGAAAUACGCUAAACGUUAGCAAAGCUCGUUCGGCAAUGGUAGCUAAAUUGUUAGGAGAUUUCCUGGAGCUGUACAAAAGAGAUACAGAAGCAUAUGUAGAUUCAUUUGAUCAUUUUGGAAUGAUACCAACUAGUGCCUAUAGUCUAUUUUUAAUACAUGCCCAAGAAUCAGAUUUAGAGGCAGUCCUAACUCACCAUACAAAUGUUACUGGUAUAAUGCCGUUUUUGUAUAACCGGUGUGGAUUGUCAGUACCACCAACGCCGCCAAUUCCGUCCGGAUUGCAUGGGUUUUUAAGAGCUCUUCCAGCAAUGGUGUCGGCUUCAGGGUUCUCAAGAGAUGUUAGCAAGUAUGAUGGGUAUUUUAAGAGCUGCGAUAAAAAUUUGGAAGAUGUGCAUGAUAUUUCAUUAAGAUCAAGGAGCACAAGAGAUUUCAAAUAAGGAAAUCUGCAAUUUAUUUAUCUAAAUAUUCUUUCUAAAAUCUUUGAAAAAUCUCUUUUCGAUUUGAAAAUUAAAUACAUUAAGGCUGGUCUUAUAAAAAAUAUGAAAAAAACAUGCCGUUUAAAUUUUAUAUAGUUAAUUAUAUGCAUUUUACGUAUAUUUAAGUCGCAUAAGAAAAUUAACCAAAACAUUUAGUAUAAUCCUUAAAUUUAAGCAAAAAAUGAUUGAAAAUUGCAAACAUACGGUUUAGUAAAUUUACAUGACGCGAAGCAGAA
Molecule: messenger RNA, 3130 nt
Organism: Drosophila virilis
Lineage: Eukaryota; Metazoa; Arthropoda; Insecta; Diptera; Drosophilidae
Gene: TTLL5
Product: Tubulin tyrosine ligase-like 5
Biological process (GO): protein polyglutamylation; microtubule cytoskeleton organization
Cellular component (GO): cilium
Molecular function (GO): tubulin-glutamic acid ligase activity; tubulin binding
Source: RefSeq, a predicted model, not a curated record